CGAUAAGCACCCUGGCUAUAAAGAACUGCAAGAUUAAAAUAUUCUUCCUCGUGUUUCUCAUAGGCGAAGCAACUAAAAACGGCCGAUAGCAACUCGCACGAUGACGCAAAACGAGCAUCUCGAGCACAGCAUUGCAGAUGUCCGCAACACAAUACACGAGUCCAUUGAUGCCCUUGAGAGUGAAUUGCGCGCUUUCAACAAAAGCAUCCAUAGCCAUCCUGAAACGGCAUACCAAGAAGUCUUCGCUCAUGACACACUCUGCGCUUUUCUGGAAAAACAAGGAUUCACUGUAAUCCGCCACGCAUACGGUCUCGACACCUCUUUUGAAGCGGAAAUUGGUUCAGGUGACAAGCUCGUCAUAUUCUGUUGCGAGUACGAUGCACUCCCCGGGAUAGGGCAUGCCUGCGGCCACAAUCUCAUCGCCACUUCUUCCCUUGCAGCUUUCAUUGGCACAGCCAGAGCUGUCCACAAAUUUGGCGUCCCUGGCAAAGUCCGUAUCCUGGGGACGCCUGCAGAAGAAGGCGGUGGAGGAAAGAUCCAGCUUCUGAAGGCCGGUGCAUUCGAAGGCGACGUUGUAGCUGCGAUCAUGGCGCAUCCGACGGGAGGAGAGCUGCAUCCGUCAGGAUACAGUGGACUCGGGGGGUUCAAGCUCAUCGCGAGUCACAAGUUCCGAGUGGAGUUCUCUGGGAAGACGGCGCAUGCCGGAGCAGAGCCGUGGAAAGGUCACAACGCUCUAGAUGCCGCGGUUUCCGGUUACAACAACGUUUCGAUGCUUCGGCAGCAGAUCCAACCGGACGAGCGAAUCCACGGAGUGAUUGAAGACGGCGGAAAGGUUCCGAACGUCAUCCCGGACUAUACGAGGAUGAACUGGUAUGUACGCAGUCCGACGACGAAGCGUGCGAAUGAUCUCCUCCAGCGGGUCAAGGCAUGUUUGCAGGCCGCAGCAACCGCUACUGGUUGCACGUUAAACUACAUUGAUGGUCCUUUUUAUAAAAAUCUUCGAGUCAACAGAACGCUGUCCCAGUACUACGCCGAUGACAUGGCUGAGCUGGGCGAGAAUGUUUUGGCAAUGCAUGACGAACCGGGCACAGCUUCCACCGAUAUGGGUAACGUCUCCUGGGCUGUUCCCAGUUUCCAUGGGGGUUUUGGCAUCUCGGCGCCCCCGGGCGUCUCGGCUCAUCAUCCAGCUUUUGCCGAAGCAGCCUCGAAAGAUAGCGCCCAUGAAGCUGCUAUCAAGGCUGCCAAGGGAAUGGCUCUACUUGGCUGGAGAGCGUUGACAGACACGAAGGUGUCUGAGGGAGCUAAGAAAAACUUCGAAGAUGAAGAGUGAACAACAAUAUCCUCAAGCCGUUGAUGGACAAGAAAUUACCAGGACAAUUAUCUCUGAGUUGCGAAGCCAAAAUCGGACGCACUUUCUAGUGCAUUCAUUGCUUUGUUACCUUCUCCUCAAAAGUCGACUUGAUAAUACAUUCGCAUUCCGUUUUUCUACGCCAUUGCCAAAUGCAAUUGUUUGGCUACGAUUUCUUA
Messenger RNA from Aplosporella prunicola CBS 121167, 1527 nucleotides. RefSeq lists its product as uncharacterized. The transcript has 3 exons. Lineage: Eukaryota; Fungi; Ascomycota; Dothideomycetes; Botryosphaeriales; Aplosporellaceae. The record is from RefSeq and is a predicted model, not a curated record. Gene Ontology annotation, molecular function: dipeptidase activity. The coding region runs from base 101 to 1330 and encodes 409 amino acids.